Messenger RNA from Mobula hypostoma (lesser devil ray), 473 nucleotides. It is a transcript of the gene rpl38, whose product is annotated as ribosomal protein L38. Bases 210 to 422 code for a protein of 70 amino acids. The record is from RefSeq and is a predicted model, not a curated record. Gene Ontology annotation, cellular component: cytosolic large ribosomal subunit; ribosome. Gene Ontology annotation, biological process: translation; protein-RNA complex assembly. The transcript is spliced from 4 exons. Gene Ontology annotation, molecular function: structural constituent of ribosome. Lineage: Eukaryota; Metazoa; Chordata; Chondrichthyes; Myliobatiformes; Myliobatidae.
UGGCCAUCCUCACUCACAGGGCGCCGGGCAGGGGCAUCGGCCACCCCGGUGCAGAAAUAAAGGGCUAUGCUGCCCGGUUCUCGGUGUCUGGCGGGGUUCCGGGUUGUGACAGGUUUAUAAAUUAGCGCCAUUGACUCAGUGUACGGUUUGUUUUAAUUUUUCAGGCGCCGCGCACGGGCCGUACCUCCACCGCUGGAUCUGCCGCGACCAUGCCUCGUAUGAUUGCUGAAAUCAAAGAUUUCUUGCUAACAGCAAGAAGAAAGGAUGCAAAAUCUGUGAAAAUCAAGAAGAACAAAGAUAAUGUAAAAUUUAAAGUACGGUGCAGUAGGUAUCUGUACACACUAGUCAUCACAGACAAAGAAAAGGCUGAAAAACUCAAACAGUCCUUGCCCCCAGGUUUGGCUGUCAAAGAACUGAAGUGAAGAGCUGCAAUUUCAAUGUUCAGAUUUUAUUGAAAUAAAAAAUGACAAAAA